This is a messenger RNA of Amoebophrya sp. A25, 7744 nucleotides long. The record is from the annotation of a GenBank genome assembly. Lineage: Eukaryota; Dinophyceae; Syndiniales; Amoebophryaceae.
AGCGGGUAGAACUCGUCUGGGAAAUCUUAGGCAGCUCGCCGAAUAGAUUCGAAUCAUCAUAACUUCUUGAUCAUCGUCAGCGAUCUACUAAUGUCGAGAAAGAUGCGUGUCCUGUCAUCUGUUCAUGCUGUGACGUAUCGGAUGUUCGGAGCUCGAACACGACUCUUGCAGAACGAUGUAAACAAGCAGUGUGACGUCGACAGUGGAACACAAUGAAAAUGCGACUUUCGUUGACUGCAACGUGACAUACGAAGUUUUCCUACCUUCGACAAUUUCGUUGAAGUAUGGAUCAUGACGCGUGCUUUUCUGGCACCGACGGUCGUCUUCAGCAGUGCUAAAGAUUUCGCAACAUAGAUCACGGCUGCGUCGCUUACGGUACCUGGAAUUGCUGUAGUGCCUUCUCGAUCACUUUUCGCGAGGCAAAACAAGUGCACUGUAUGAAGACAGAGGAGCGUGCGAAGUGAGGAUGCUCGGUGGGUAAGGAGUGCUUUCGCUGAUCAGGUUUUCAUGGUUCUCAGUUUCAUACGUUUUUUGCAGAUGCAGCGGCCACGACGAGCGCCCAGGUAAGGGCGUUGAGAGGUGUUAAUGUUCGCAAUCUUAAAAAGCAGGCGCGCGGACCGUAGUAUCUUGCAUACUGAAAAACACUGUGUCCACUCUUCCAGCUGCCGACAGCGUCUCUAGGCUACGAGGACGAAACCGGAAACGUGCAUCGAAUUUCGUCGCUGCACAAAAGUUGUAGUUGUAUUACAACUCAACACUAGAAGGAAGAACACGAAAAUGCCGCCGAAACGUAAGAUGAAGGCGGCUCCUGCGCCAGAGCCGGAGGCGCCGAAGAUUCAUCCUGAGGUACAGAAAGUCCUGGACUUCGAAGCACUACUAGAGGCGGAAGAGCAACAGCAGACCGCCGCUCGACUCGCGAAGGACAAUUAUGGGUAGUAAUUAUCUCAUUAUCCCGCGUGACGGAUCCUCAUCCUCUUCCUCAAUUGCAAAGUCUUCUUUUUGAAAUGUUUAAGGGGAAAGGAGGGGAAAAAUGCAAGGCACUGGCGCUGGCAUCUUGCAAUAGCUCUAGUGCAGCUAGUACUCAUUCGAGUAGAGAACGAAAAUUUACCUCUAAAACAAGAUCAUGCAGCGCUGUUUCGAAGCUUUCGGCCAUAAUCUCUGCGGUCCAGAUCCGAUUUUCAAUGCGAGCUCACUCGCACUUUACGUUGAGGUACUUAUUUCGAUAGCAAAUCUACUCACAAUUUAUUAAUUUCUGACUCUCUCAACAUUAGCGAGGUGCCCGUUCCCUCUGUUCUGCUUCUGUCGUUGUUGCGGAGCACCUCUGAGCCCUUCUUGUUGCCAUGGAGUUGUUUAUUGGAGAAAUUCGUCGCAACCGAGUCCAGUAACAUGUUCCUACUUUUCGUGCUGAUCAGAAUCUCAAUUUUCAGGUUUGGCUGAUUGCGCGGGAGCUUGGGCAUGACGUGGACGAGAAUCCCGAAGUCAUUUUCGACAUCCCAAAUCAGUUGGAGCAGAUGCAUGCGGAACGCGACAACCCCCUCUACAUAUUAAGGCUUUUUAGAAGAUGAUUCAUUCAGGACUAGCUACGUUACAUGUGGAGGCUCUUUAGAUGAUCCCGGACUUGUAAGGAUUUCAUAUAUCUACUCUGCAUCUUAGUGCUCUUCAACAGAUGAUUCGUAAGUACGGAAUAGGAUCUACCUCAUCUGCGUACGCUGGACCAUUUAGGAUUCCAUUUACCUACAGGAUCUCUUUUCAAGUUCAAGGUUCUAGUGGCUGUGGUUCCGCUCUAAGAUUUGCACCCAAGAACGAGGACAGCAAGCUGGGAAUAGUCACGCGAGUCCAUAUGGCGCUUCGCGGUGUGGCAAAAACUAUGACGGGACAGUGCUAAUAAUCGUUUUUCUAAAGGGCCCCAUUUGGAACCUAUCCACUGCACGUUUCCUUAUUGAUUGAGAACUUUUUACAUUGCAAUUCUACCAACGAUGAACUGUGUCUUAUGAUCCUCGUUUCGUGUUUGUUUAGCAGUUAUUGAAUAAAAUCUUUUCGGGCUCACGAACACGUUGUUGAUGAUGAAGAUUACUAGUUUUGCUCUAAUAUGCGACUGGAGAAGCAGCACCUUUGGGGGACGUUUACGGAUCUUUUGCGCAUGACGCACCGCCGUGACGCCGAGCUCUACCGUAUUGUGUAUUUUGACCUGCUCAAGGACUUCGUGGAUGACAUUGUUGACGAGGACGAUGAGGAGAAGCGCAAAUACCUCUACAUGGCUUGUUCGCCCUAUCCUCAGGAUCACCGCUGCCCCUACGCGAUCCGCGCGGUGCUCGCGGAGGACGGGUGGUCCGAACUGACCGACUACUCUCUGAAAAGAAAGUACUACUCUAUGUACAGAACUGAGCUGUCGUUGGAUACAGAGGAUGAGGAAAAGUCGAAGAACCUGUUCAAGCUUAGCGCCAUGGCUUUCAUCGACGUCUGCGUCCCUGAGAAAUGGAAUCAUUUUCACUUCUUGUUGCCAGAUGAACACUACCAGGCUCUAGCGGAGAAGCUCAUGGCCGAGGAGGAACGGAAGCGCGGCUUCAUCGAUCUAUCGCAGAAAAAGGCCAAGAAUAAAAACGAAGAGAAGCGCAUGGCCAAGGAAAAAGCAGAGAAAGAGGUACUGGAUUCAACUAGGACUUUGAAUUGUGCUGUCACUUGGUAUCUCUAUCUUCAUAUUGUUGCCUGAUAUAACUGUGCAUAUGCUGAAUCGUAAAUGAUUGUGUUAUUCAUUCUACUCAAUCAUGUGCAGUAUCGAGAUGACAGAGCUGAAACUCUUUUUCUCGACCAGAUGAAAGUGGCAACUUGUUGUAAAAGCCAGUGUUGCUUGUUAGCUUCGGUCUUGCUAGCUCGUGGCUUUCGUGUCUUGAUAACUGCUGCAUGCCUUUUUACCUGGCGUAACUAUGUCUGACCACUGGCUGCUUCAUUUUGUGAUCGUCACUGUAUCAACAGCAAAUGGUGUCGAUGUUUGAUUCCAGUGACACCGAUGAAGAUGACUAUUUCAAAGACGACGAGAUGGAUGCGGACUGUCGCAGAACCGACAAGGACCGCGAGCGUAUGAACAACGAGGUUCUCUUGGAUUAAGGCUCUCAAUAAGGAUUCACUUCCACAGAAGAUUACACAUUUUCAUGUUUCUUUUUGUUGUCCUCUGUUGUUCAUCUGAUAUGCGAAUAUAUGGCGACCUUUACCACUUACUUAUGUAGUUGGGAAAUGGAUUAUGGUGGGCUCUAAUCGGAUCUUAUGCGACAGGACGAGACGAUCAUGGAAUCCGGUCUGUUGGGUCUCUCGCACCAAGAACUGCCAUGUUAUUAUGCUACUAGGUAGCAUGCCUAUUAUUCACUGUAUCAUGCAGGUCGAUUUUGCCUUACAGCCCUUGUUCAUGGUUGUGCAGCCUUGUGCAGUGGCUCUCAGAAUUUGAUGGUUUCCUAUAGAAGAUGAUUGAGAUAUCCACUAUGCAUGUACAGGAUAUGGAAAAGCUCGCUAGAAAGGAGGUUUUUUUCGAAGAUCCUGUAAAAGUUGGAUGAUUUGUGGUUUGCUCUUUAUCGAUUUCAUAUUUGCCACUCGUGGAAAGAAUCGUUUGUUCAAAAUGAAUGCAAUUGAUAGCAUUCGAUUCUAAGUCAUUGUUCUGUGGAAUUUGGCACGUGCCCUGCGGAUCACCAUGGUGGGGCUGCAGCCUGGUGGAUGCUUGACCGUUAUCUGGGGUUCGACUCCUCUGCAUGCUACGUUUUUCUGGUUGCGACACUCUUUGCAGCCAUUCUUUGAUGAGGUGAAUAUGUUGAGUUCGCCGUUCCCUUCUACUUAAGACCACGAAACACCCAUCUGCAGCUGGAGCAUCUAUUGCCUGAAGAGAGGUGCCUGAAGGUACCUUGCUUCGGCAGCGAGAUUGGCAUUCUGUUGGCUGAACUAGUAGGUUCGGGAGUAAGCACCGCAGACACAAAAGAGGUAAAGGAUGUUCAAACAGAUGGGUCGGCACUAGUUUGUCUAACUCACCGAGUCGCUUCUAGUCUGCACUGGGUUUAACGCCACGGUCAGUAGUGUAGAUGCAUUCAACUACUUCUUAUCGCGGCCGCAGCGAGGUCUCGGCGUCGACGAUAUACUCCUUUGGACGUUUGGAGGUGCUACUAAUGAUGUUCAAAUUUUCAUUACGCUCUGGUACGAAAUUGAUUCAACCUUUUAGAGAUAAGUAACAAGGGUUGGCUUCGUCCAACUGCUACACGCAAAGGACAUGACCAUGCACACAAAAGCGCACACACACACACCCACAUCUGCGCUCUGAGUAGCACGAGGAUUUUGAUCAUUAUCAUUACCGUCAUCUAUUUCUCCAUCGUCAACAUCUUCAUUGUAUUCGACAGAUGGCUACACGACUUUGGGGGAGAUGUACGACAGAGACAAACGGGAGUUCGACGAUCUACUCGCGGACUAUUUGACGAAGGUGCUAAAGAUGGAAAGAUACACCAUUGACGUCGAGAAGGAGAAGGUUCUGCAAGAAAUAGAACGCAUGAAAGAGGAAAUGCGGGAAGCUGAGCGCCUGCGGUUGCUCGAAGAGGAGGGAGAAGAGGAAGGCGAGGACGCGGAGAGCAAGAAGAAGAGAAAAACUGGAGGGAGUACCUACACUUAUUGAUUUACUUAUAUAUAAUUCUUUAGUGCACAGCGAAGUACAACCACUAGAGAGUAUCCACAGACUCUUUAGGAACGGCCAUUGGUUUUUUGUAGCAUUAUUCACAAUCCUAUCAUCUAGAAUGUUCUUGCUCAUUGUUUUACUUGGGUACUGCAUAUUAAGAACAACAACUAUAUUUUUUUCACGAUUUCGGAAAGGUCCCCGUCGAAAACGCGGCAAGAAUGGUGAGCAAGACGACGAGAAGGAGGGUGAAGACGGCAAGGACGGAAAGAGCAAGAAGAAGGGCAAUAAGAGCAAGGUGGGACGUAGUGACAGCGUGAAGAUAAAACGCGGUGGCAAGCAGGAGGGCUUCGCGACGGGUGACGCUAGUCGAGAGCUUCAGGAAGGAAACAGACUUAUGAAUAAGGUAAAGAUCAAGAUAGCUGAACCUAGUAUGGAGAUCGGUUGGAGAAAAUUCCAAUAAAAAAGUGAGCAAUGAGAUAAGUGGGUUAGAUAUCCAUGUCUUUGAUUCUGUUCAUGUCUUGCCAACGGGUGCGACGAACAAUCGUGAUGGCAUCAGGGUUGAAAGGAUCGCAGCUGGAGCGUCUCGUGCGUUUCCGGAAUCGCGAGCCCGAUGAUGAUGCGCCACCGGAGGUGCUGCAUAUAGUUUCCAACGCACUCGACGAUGCCAGCCCGUGGAACAACCGCGUCACCGCCGUCGGCAAUAUCAGCGCAGAUCCCACCAGCACUUUGCCGCGAGUUAGCCGUGAGUUUAUUGACAACAUUUCUACGGCAGUUUUAGCCACGAUGAAACCAGCCGGACUGCAGCCCAUGCGGCCCACAGAGUUCAACCCCUUCCGCAACAAGCUGCGGAAGUUGAUAGGCAAACGGGAGGACGAAGCCAAGCAGAGCUUGGCGGCACAGCCCAAACGCAAGGCACUCGCACGUGGCGCGGAUCCAGAUUCUGAGGAAGAGGAUGACGAUUUCGGCGAACUACCGGACGACGAAGGUACAGCUGCGAGUCCCACAAAGAAAGGAAAGGACGCCGCAUCACAUCAAGAUUAUGAGACGACAAAUUCGAAAAUGAUCAUGAGGCGCUCGUAUCAUGCAUCAUUUUGUAUCAUUCUCAUUUGUGGGGCUGACUUCGGUCUCAGCCAUCAUGUUUCAUAAUGAAUGUGCGUUUUCGAGCAGGUCUUCAGGAUAAGUAUCAGGUUUUCUUCAUGAUUGUGAAACCCCUCGUCCUCUCUGCUUCAUGGUGAGUCGGUGACCAAGCACGAAACUAGCAUGAUCCGCAUGGUCAACAAGAAAGGUGGCCGAGCGCGCGAGAGCAGUCCAGGCGGAAGCCGGUAUAGUCCUGGAGGCACGCGGACAAGCCCUGGAGGUGGCAAGUACGAUGCUAGUAGUCCUGGUAGGCCAGGGUACAAGUUCAAGUCUGGCGGCAGCUCGCACGAGAGCGAAUACGCUGAGUUUUAUGCAUCUACUGUUUCACUUCCUCUUCCUUGUGACAAAUCAAGUUUUGUAAUGGUGGUUGGUCCAACUGACCAAAGGAGCGUAUUUACAAAUAUCAGGUCCAAGGAGAAGGUAAAGCGUACCGUCAACAUUGCGGGAUCGUAGGAACACACUCUAAUUCACUCUGGCAUCUCUGAAGGGCCCAUCACAUACUCGGUGGGAGCGGCCGUGGCGUGCCGGGGAUGGCGGCAAGGUGAACCCGAUACCGGCGGACCUUCAGAGCAAGCCUUCCGGCGCGUAUCCAAGACCCGUGCAUCUGUUAAGGCAAAAAGGGCUACUAACUUGUUGAUACUCACGCUACUCUUAUUCUUAUCGUACGUGGUUAGUAAGAUAUAUUAAUAGGAGAGAUUUUUCAUAAGGAACUUCAUGGUGCCACGUGGACAUUGAUAUUUGUGUUCACGACUUGGAUCAUAAAUCGCAGAUACAAUGUGUCCUAAGAAAUCUCUCUGACGUACAAGUAUGGCUCUAAAUUUCGCGACUACUCUGGGUGUGUCCUCGCUGGACCAUAUCACCAACGCAGCAUUGCGCGAGAAGUUCGAGGAGGAGGUAGAACCAGGUCUGGAAUUCGAGAAGCGGGAUUUGGUGGAUCUCAUUUCCGAGAACAACCUGCACAUCCUACGCGACUCUGGAGACGUGAACAUAAAGCAAAUGUACAACAUGUGGCGCGAUCAGUACGACGAAUGGCGCAAAAAGCGCGGCCUCGUGCCGAAAGACGAUCAACCCGAGAAAUGAGAUCGUGCGUCGUUGAUCUGUCUUCGCGCUAUAGCGAAAGGUAAAGCGCUAGGACCGAUGGAAGCCCUGCGACGGCUUGUGACCUGUCUAAAUCUAAUGUGCUAGCACUUCUCUAUCACCUGUCUUAAAUUCCAUUUGUUGCCUUUGAUUCUUGGGAGAUUUAUGAUUGUACCUUUUUAGUUUGUCGAAUGGAUGCCAUGCGGAGGACAUGCAUUCCUCUAAAGUUGACGUUGCUUGUGAACAUUGUAGCAGAAUCACUAAGUUCAUGCCAGCAAGCACAGUUUCGGUUUCCUGUUCCGUUUCGCUAUUCCAUCUGAUAGACGUAGUUGCAGCGCAUGCCUUUUUGCGCCCUAUCUGGGGAAAAAAUCAGCUCAUUACUUUGCGACUUUUUUCACGAGAACUAAACUUACAUUUGUGCGGUCGCUACUCGUUGCUCCUUGAUGCCUCGGUGCGUCGUAUGCGUCGUUGGGCCGAUCGAGAUUGACGUUUUGACUAUGGUGCCCAUACUACGAUCGAAAUUAACUGAGGCCUCGCGCUAGUAGUUGCACGUUUGGCGUUUCGAGUUUCUCUAGAGUUUUGUGAGAAAUUAAAGAGCAGUUGUAGACAAUCGUUGCACAGUGCAGUGUCAGACAGAAAGAGAGACUUGAUUGUUGCUUUUGCACACCGGAAAGAGUCUCGAUUGACGUAUUCAGUCUUUUUCGAAUCAUCGACUUAACAUCGAAAGCGGAAUCGAUGACUUCAAUAUCGCGCAUCCCCACGGACAGAAGUUCUCGUUCGGGGUGCUUGGCGCUGGUCCGAUAAGCUUCUGCUUUGCCUGUUUGUCCGUUGUUCUCGACUGGUCACCUUGAUCAAGAAGACGCGGCGACAUGUCGUAGAAGAGCAUGC